AUGAUCAUCAUGUUACGUUUCAUAUCAAUCCCUUCUUUUCUUAUUUUCUUCUUCUCCCUUUUUCUCAUUCUUUACUCAACUCAUGGAAUUUCCUUUCCUUUCAACUCCUCCCUUCAACCAGAUGGUGUCAAAUUCAUUGUUGAUAAACAAGUUGAUGAAGAGUUAUCAUGGAUGGCAUGGAGAUCAUUAGUUGUAGAAGGUGUUCAGGAGAAUAAAACUUUCGUGCUUGCUCAAGAAAGAACUCUUCGAAAAGAUGUUUUUAACCAUUUCAAACGCUACACUGGUGGCUGGAAUAUUAGCAAUCCUGAAUAUAUUUCGUCUGUUCUUUCUACAGCAGUUCCUUUCUUCGUUGUUGCUGCAACAUGGUUGGUGGUUUUUGGGCUUGUUUUACACAUCAUUUGUGUGUGUUACUGUUGUUGCCCUAGAGAUCCUCAUGGCUUUUCUCAACUAGUUUGUUAUGCAACCUUCAUCUUCCUUAUCCUAUGUACAAUUGUGGCAAUAGGUGGAUGUGUUGUUUUGUACACUAGUGAGCAACAGUUUCAUGGAACCACAUCAAACACAAUGAAGUAUAUCGUGAGCCAAGCUGAAUUCACAAUUGAAAACCUAAAGAAUGUGACAAACUAUUUGGAUUCAGCUAAAAUGAUGGCUAUUGAAUUUGGUUUACCUGAUGAUGUUGAUGAAGAAAUUGAUAGUGUUAAAAAGAAAAUUAUUGAUGUAGCUGCUGAUAUUUCUAUCAAGACUCACAAUAAUUCACAAAUGUUACACAACGCCAUCCAUGGAAUGAGAUUGGCUCUUAUAAUUAUUGUUACUUCUAUGCUUAUUGUCUUAGUUCUUGGAUUUUGUGAUUACUUCAAUACUUGGGUUGAAGUAUACUUUAUACUCAUUGUUGUGGAAAUUGUGUGUUUUCAUGGUUGCAGCUUAGUAUUUGCUGGAUGGAUUCUUGUUGCAGGAACAUUUAUACUUUGUGGUGCAUUUGUUUUUCUUCAUAAUGCAAUUGGUGAUACUUGUGUUGCCAUGGACGAGUGGGUUCUGAACCCAACAGCUCACACAUCCUUGGAUGAAAUUCUUCCAUGCAUUGAAAUUGAAUCAACCCAUGAAACCUUUUUGCAAAGCAAGUCUGUAAUAUAUAGUCUUGCUAACUCAAUUAAUGGCUUCAUUUCCAUUAUCUUGAAUGGAAAUUCUAUGUCUCAUAAUCAAUCAGCCCCCUCUAUGCCUCUUCUUUGUAAUCCAUUCAAUAGUGACUUUACAGUUCGAGAUUGUGCUGCUGGGGAAGUUGCAUUUGAAAAUGCCACUGAGGCGUGGAAGAAUUAUACAUGCCAAGUUUCUCCAUUGGAUAAUUAUGGUACGACUGGUUGCAUGGCUCCAUACUUGUACACACAACUUGCUACUGCUGUGGAAGUGGCAUAUGGUUUGUAUCACUAUGGACCAUUUUUGGUUGAUUUAAUGGAUUGUACUUUUGUUCGAAAAAUGUUCGUAGAUAUUAACAACAACUAUUGUCCUGGCCUAGAGAGAUGUACUAAAUAUAUUUAUUGGGGAUCAAAUGUGGUAUCUGUAGCUGCAGUGUUGUCCUUGGUAUUUUGGAUUGUCUAUGAAAGACAACUCCAUCAUCGUAAUUACAUCAAACAGUCUUAA
Messenger RNA from Medicago truncatula (barrel medic), 1632 nucleotides. RefSeq lists its product as uncharacterized. Gene Ontology annotation, cellular component: plasma membrane; plasmodesma. The record is from RefSeq and is a predicted model, not a curated record. Lineage: Eukaryota; Viridiplantae; Streptophyta; Magnoliopsida; Fabales; Fabaceae. Bases 1 to 1632 code for a protein of 543 amino acids. The transcript has 9 exons.